Molecule: messenger RNA, 2114 nt
Organism: Schistocerca piceifrons (Central American locust)
Lineage: Eukaryota; Metazoa; Arthropoda; Insecta; Orthoptera; Acrididae
Product: monocarboxylate transporter 12-like
Exons: 10
Coding region: 29-1735 (568 amino acids)
Biological process (GO): monocarboxylic acid transport; transmembrane transport
Molecular function (GO): monocarboxylic acid transmembrane transporter activity
Source: RefSeq, a predicted model, not a curated record
GCACGCUCCCGCCCCCAAGAAGCGCAGCAUGCCGUCUCCGGGGACCGAAGCUGCCGCCGCCCCCGCAGACGUCGCCCUGCCUCCCGAGCCCGUCCCGCCCCCAGACGGUGGUUGGGGAUGGGUUGUCGUCUUCGCUUCUUUCAUGAUACACAUCGUCACGGACGGCGUCACGUACUCGUUCGGCGUGCUCUACGUAGAGUUCCUGGACGCCUUCAAGGAGGGCAAGGGCGCCACCGCGCUCAUCGCCUCCAUCCUCGUCGGCGUCACCUUCUGUUCCGGUCCCAUCUCGAGCUCGUUCGUGAACAAGUACGGAUGCCGGCCGGUGACGAUCGCAGGCGCCAUCUUGGCGAGCGCCAGCCUCGCCGUCAGCGUGUUCGCGCGCAACGUGCUCACGCUCUACUUCACCAUCGGCAUCGGCACCGGGCUGGGCUUCGGGCUGAUCUACCUGCCGGCGAUCGUGAGCGUGACGUGCUACUUCGAGAAGUACCGGUCGCUGGCGACGGGCAUCGCGGUGUGCGGCUCGGGGCUGGGCACGUUCCUGUUCGCGCCGCUCACGGACGCCCUGCUGACGCACCUGGCGUGGCGCGGCGCGCUGCUCGCCAUCGCCGGCUUCGUCCUCUCGUGCGUCCUCUUCGGCGCGCUCUUCCGGCCCCUGCAGAGCUCCGAGCCGGCCGAGGACGUGCCCAUACAGCAGAUCACCACCGGCAACCUGAGGUCGGCGGAAGAGCAGGCGGCUGACGCGGAGGAGAAGCGACCCAUGAUGCAGCGCGCCGGCUCAGCGGAGGCGCUGCGCAACCCGCGCUGCAGCUGCUGGGCACCGGCACCGCCACCCCCCCACCACCCGCACCACCACCACCAGCACUACCAGCAGCUGCACGGCGUGCGGCGCGCGCCCAGCGCCGGCGGGCUCAUGCAGCGCAAGGACAUCCUCUACAGCGGCAGCCUGCACAACAUCCCGCUGCACCACAGGUCUGCAAACCUACUGUCUGAACAGAAAAAAGUUUCGAGCAACAAUCAUCUACCUCCUGCAUAUGUGGCUGAACCAGUAGAAGAACAACAUGAAAAAUCAACUAUCUGUGGAUGUAUACCUUGUUCACCUGAGGCAAAAGAAACAUGGACAGAAAUGUUAGACUUUUCCCUCCUGAAGGAUGUUAUAUUCAUCCUCUUCGCAGCCUCAAACUUCCUUACCAGUAUUGGGUUCAACAUACCAUAUGUGUAUAUUGUGGUACAAGCUGAGAAACAAGGAAUAUCGAAAGAGUCAGCCAGUUACCUUCUCUCUGCUGUUGGUAUAGCUAAUACAGUAGGUCGUGUGCUUUUAGGCUACAUUUCAGAUAAGCCAUGGGUCAAUCGGUUGUAUAUAUAUAAUGGGUGCCUUGCAAUUUGUGGCAUAGCAACAGCUAUGAGUGUGCUCUGCCAUGAUUUCUAUUCAAUGGCAUUCUACUGCUGUGUGUUUGGUUUUACAAUUGGAGCCUAUGUUGGGCUAACCUCAGUUAUUCUUGUUGAUCUUCUUGGCCUUGACAAGCUUACAAAUGCCUUUGGAAUCCUCUUGCUCUUUGAAGGUGUUGCUUCACUUUUGGGGCCUCCCAUUGCUGGUUGGCUAUAUGAUGAACUGGGUUCAUACGAUCCUGGUUUUUAUGUUUCUGGUGUUACGAUAGCACUAAGUGGCCUCAUGUUGUUUGUUAUACCAAGUUUGCAGAGGAGACAAAAUUUACGUUCUCAAGAGGCAGAAUGCUGACAAAGAAGUAAUUGUGUCUACAUGUGAGGAAGCACAACUCUUAAUAUUGUGUGUGUUACAAGAAAAGCAUUUAUGCAGCUGUAUGGAAAGUAAAGCAAAGUGAUAAGUAAGGAAACCAGAUCACUAGCUCUGUGCUAAGUGAAAAGUGACUUAGAGAUAAGUAUUGUAUGAUUCAAUAUUAUCAAGUGAUUGUUAUGUUUGUAUGUUUAUUUAAUGUGUCAGGUGGGCUGCUGGGUAAAGUGCAAUAUUUUAUGUUAAGUUCUUUGAAAAUACCAAGGAAUUUAACUUGGACCGAUCUUUUUGUAAAGACUUGCACAUUACUAAUUUCCUAAUGUUUAUAUAAUGUUGUAAAAAUGCCUGCAAACGUCAUUAUAUGAUU